GAAUCGAACCCUGUCCUUCCCAAUUCAUCAACCUCAAAUAAACAAAUCAGGGAAUAGGAGAAAAAUCUUUCAGUCCCCUUCCAUACCAUUGCACAAUUUCACCUUCAGCUUAUCCAGUUCUGCAAGAACCCCCUCCUCCUUCGGGAAAAUGUCCGUGCAAGAGUAUCUGGACAAGCACAUGCUCUCCCGGAAAAUCGAGGACGCCGUCAAUGCCGCCGUCCGGGCAAAGACCAUCGAUCCCGUCCUCUUCAUCUCGAAUCACAUGAGAAAGGCGGUGCCUUCCGUGAUAACCAAGCUGAAAGCGAGGCAAAUUCUCGAUAGUAGAGGCAUUCCUACAGUUGAAGUUGAUUUGUACACAAAUAAAGGCAUGUUUCGUGCUUCUUCCCCCAGUGGUGCUUCAUUGGGAAUGUACGAAGCUAUGGCUACCGAGUUGCGUGAUGCAGACAAAGGGACAUAUCUUGGGAAUGGUGUAAGUAGAGCAGUUAAGAAUAUCAAUGAAAAAAUAUCUGAAGCUUUGAUCGGCAUGGAUCCAACACUUCAGUCUCAAAUUGACCAGGCCAUGAUAGAUUUGGACAAGACAGAAAAGAAGGGUGAACUUGGUGCAAAUGCCAUUUUAGCUGUAUCUAUGGCUGCUUGCAAAGCUGGAGCUGCUGAAAAAGAGGUCCCACUUUACAAGCACAUUGCUGAUCUUUCUGGAAAGACAGACUUGCUUAUUCCUGUCCCCGCCUUCACUCUCAUAAGUGGUGGAAAGCAUGCAGGAAACAGUUUUGCAAUACAGGGAAUCAUGAUUCUCCCAGUGGGAGCAACAAGAUUUGAGGAGGCAUUGCAAAUGGGCUCUGAAACCUAUCAUCAUUUGAAGGCUGUUAUAUCAGAGAAAUAUGGUGCACAUGGAUGUAAUGUUGGUGAAGAUGGUGGGUUGGCUCCAAACAUAUCGAGCUUUGAAGAAGCCCUUGACCUUAUUCAGGAGGCCAUAGGCAGAACAGGAUACAACGAGGAAAUCAAAAUUGCUAUUGAUGCAGCUGCAACCGAAUUUUGCAUGGGCACAAAGUAUGAUUUGGAUUUCAAAACUCCAAAUAAAUCCGGACAAAAUUUUAAAUCUGGAGAGAAUAUGGUUGAGAAGUACAGCAAACUCUGUACAGAAUAUCCAAUUGUGUCAAUUGAAGAUCCAUUUGACAAAGAAGACUGGGAACACACAAAAUACUUUUCUGGCCUUGGAAUAUGCCAGGUAGUUGGAGAUGACUUGUUAAUGUCAAAUCCUAAACGAAUUGAGAGAGCCAUUCAGGAGAAUGUGUGUAAUGCUCUUCUUGUAAAGAUUAAUCAGAUUGGGACUGUGACUGAAGCUAUUGAAGUAGUGAAGAUGGCUAAGGAUGCCCAUUGGGGAGUGGUGAUAUCCCAAAGGAGUGGUGAAACUGAGGACACUUUUAUAGCCGAUUUAUCAGUUGGUUUGGGGAUAGGUCAGAUUAAAGCAGGAGCACCUUGCCGUGGAGAGCGACUGGCCAAGUACAACCAGCUUAUCAGAAUUGAAGAGGAGCUCGGGGAUCAAGCAGUUUAUGUUGGGAAGGACUGGAGACAGUGCUGAUUAUCUCCUUCAUUUUCUACAUCAAACAUUUGCUCCACCUUCGUUAAUGUGAGAAGUCGAGCGAAAAUACACCCACUGCCUUUCUGUGCUGAUUCUUGAACCCAAAGAUCCUCAAAGCCGGAGAGAGAAGAUAUUAAAGGGCAUUAAGGUUGUCUACCUCAAGCUGUGACAACACAUAUCUCUGUCAUAUCAUGGUUUGGUUACUCGGCAUUGUAUCGUUUGAUGAAAUGUUUUUUUUGUUGUAGAACUAUAAAUUCCAUAUGAGAUCAAAGUUUUGAUUAGUUCAGAGAAGGCAUUUGCUAGUUCACAUCAAUUUUGAAAGCUUUGAACUUGGCUUGUAUUGCCACUAGCAUUAACUUCUAAACGAACUUAUUGAGCGGAGUUCAUCUCUGGUUAAUUCAGAGAAGGCAUUUGCUAGUUCAUCUCUAUGGUUGUUGCCUCAAAAGCUUUGGAUUAAGCAAACAGAUAAAAGUCUAAGGAUAUG
Molecule: messenger RNA, 2063 nt
Organism: Cuscuta campestris
Lineage: Eukaryota; Viridiplantae; Streptophyta; Magnoliopsida; Solanales; Convolvulaceae
Source: the annotation of a GenBank genome assembly